UAGAAAGUGCAAAUAUUUAUCAGGACCAGGAUCACAACCUCUACAGAACUUAGAUGGAAACCCACCACGUGACAAGUGUACGUGACAGCUGUGGUAUAAAAAGGCGAGUAUCUGAGACAGGAGAGAGAGAGACCAGCAGGUCCUUCUACAGAUAAAGAUCUCUCUACAAAGAUCUCCUCCUGUGAUCACCUCACAUCUUCUAGUGAACUUCAACUUCAAGUUUCAGCAGCUUGUGGUAGGUUUCUGCCCUCUAUCUCCUCACACACUCCUCACACACACUCCUGCACAGUGUGUCAGGAUGAAGCUCCUCGCUCUGGUGCUUCUGCUUUCCGCUUUCUCCUCACCGACUCUGGCGGAGGUUGUGAAGGAAUUUGACAAGUCUAAGUGUUCUGAGUUCUUCAUCCAAAGCCCAAAUAGAAAAAUCGCCAUCACCCCGACAGUUUUCACAGAGAAAGAGUAUAAGCAGAUUUGUCAGCGCUGGAACAACAGAUACAGAUUUGCAACACUCUAUGACACUCAGCGGAGGAUCCCAGUCUACUCAGCCUACACGUUCUCUGGUGGAGAACACAACGACCGAAAUGGAGAGUGGAAAAAUGAACCUCAGCUUGAAAACAGUACGAAAGGUCCAGACAUGGAGAAGAUCUCCGAUGAAGAUAUGGACGAGUUUUCUUACCAGGCUGUGAACAGAGACUAUGAAGAAAGCAAGAGCAAUACUAAUACUGAAUAUACUAGAGGUCAUGUGUUUCCAAAUCAGUAUGCUGCUGAUCAGGAUCAGGCAGAUUCCACCUUCACGUUUACUAAUGUAGCACCACAAACACAACAUAGCAAUGGGAAAUGGGCAGAAGAAGUAGAGACACCAAUGAGGAGAGAGAUACAGACCAAGUGCAGGCCAAAUCGAUCAAAACCAGCUAAUAUAGUGACUGGAGUUGUUCCAGGUUAUAACUGGAUCCCCAUAACAAGAAAAGGAAAAAAUAAGGAAAAAAUAAGAAUUGAACAAGGUGUUAACAUUCCCAGUUAUUACUGGACUGCUUUCUGUUGCUUCAACAAUAAUAAUGUAAGAAUUUCAAAGGCCUACCUCGCUCUGCAAAACGAACCAAAUAACAAGACUUAUGAAUUAACUGUGAUGAGUGUUAAUAGGUUGAAUGCACACCUCACCAGAUUGUAUAAACAAGAUUUCAGCGUUUUUGGCCAGUUGUGUUUGACUUAAUACCGUCAGAGUUCAUUCCCUCUACUUCUCUGGUUAAACCUAAAACUGUUCCUCCGCUUACUUCUUCAAAAAGCAAAAACGCUGAGCAUUUUUAAUCAAGCAGUGAUGCCUUAAUGUGCUUUAUUUCACUUGCAGAAACACUUUUAUUAUGCUUUUGGGAUCAGAUGUUUCUUUAAUGAGAAGCAACUUUAAAACAAUGACCAAAUAGGAGGUGUAAGGAAUAAAACACUGUGUGUGGUGCUGUUGUAGGAAAAUAAUCAGUGACAGAAUGGUGUGAUGAAGUGGAGUUACUGUUAUACUCUGAUGCUGACUUUCCUAUAACAGCACGUCUCAAACUGUUUCAUUUCUCUUACAACCAUCAAUUUGCUAAUGACAUUUUUAUGUGUUAAAGAAUGACACUUCAUACUUUUUAUCCACUUAUAGAUACAUUUAAUAUUCUGAAAUAGCCAUGAAACCAGUUAUGUGACAGUCACCAUAUUGUUUUCUGUAUGUUUCUAAAUUAAA
Pangasianodon hypophthalmus (striped catfish) is the source of this 1711-nucleotide messenger RNA. Its product is annotated as endonuclease domain-containing 1 protein. Lineage: Eukaryota; Metazoa; Chordata; Actinopteri; Siluriformes; Pangasiidae. The transcript is spliced from 3 exons. The record is from RefSeq and is a predicted model, not a curated record. Bases 299 to 1207 code for a protein of 302 amino acids. Gene Ontology annotation, molecular function: nucleic acid binding; hydrolase activity; metal ion binding.